CUUUCAUAUUUCAUUCACAAAUUCUCUUAAAUUCCACACUUUUAAUUUAUUUCACUCAAUCAAAAAUCUUUUCAUCUUCAAAAACAAACCAAAAAUGACGAAACAAAUAAAUUGUAGUAGUAACACCAACAAUAAUAUCAUUCCACAUAAAAAGACAUUAUUCGCCGGAAGACAAAAACUAUCGGUUCUUCUCCAUAGCUCCGAACCAAACAUCUUCAUUACAACCAACAAACAACACGAAAACAGCGAAUCCGAUCACCGGAGUAGCAACGCUUCGUCUAUUAGUCCUAGCAUGUCUUCCACUUCAUCUCCGGUUAGUCAUUUCAUGUCACCAAUUAACCAAAUGCCAUCACCUUAUAUGAAAUCUCCAUGGAUUAAUCUUCCUUAUGGAAAUGAUGGAGAAAAUAGUUAUAUUGGGAAUACCGGGUUAAUUGGAUCUUUGGUACGUGAAGAAGGUCAUAUUUAUUCAUUGGCUUCAUCCGGUGACUUGUUGUACACGGGAUCGGAUUCUAAGAAUAUUAGGGUAUGGAAAAAUUUAAUGGAAUUUUCGGGGUUUAAGUCGAGUAGUGGAUUAGUGAAGGCUAUUGUUGUAUCUGGUGACCGGAUAUUUACUGGACACCAAGAUGGAAAGAUUCGGGUCUGGAAGUAUUUUGGUAAAAACAAAAAGGCUUAUAAACGGGUGGGUAACUUACCCACCACAAAAGAUUUUAUAAAAAGCUCAAUGAACCCUAGUAAUUACAUUGAAGUACGACGUCGCCGUAAUGUUCCAUGGAUAAAACAUUAUGACGCUGUUGCUUGCAUGAGUUUAGACGAGGAACACGGGUUAUUGUAUUCAGGAUCCUGGGAUAGAUCCAUGAAAGUAUGGAGACUUUCAGAUUCUAAAUGUUUAGAAUCUGUACAUGCUCAUGACGACGCUAUUAAUAGCGUCGUGAUGGGGUUUGACGGUCUGGUCUUCAGUGGUUCCGCAGAUGGAACAGUGAAAGUCUGGCGAAGGGAGUUGGUUGGAAAAACAACAAAGCAUAUUUUGGUUUAUACACUUUUGGAUCAAGAAAGCGCGGUUACAUCUGUGGUGGUCAACACCACAGAUGCAACCGUGUACGCUGGAUCCUCAGACGGGUUGGUUAACUUUUGGGAAUUCGAGAAACAAGCAUUGUCUCAUGGAGGGGUUUUGAGGGGACAUAAACUUGCGGUUCUAUGUCUUGCAACCGCCGGAAACUUGUUGUUGAGUGGCUCCGCGGAUAAGAGUAUAUGUGUAUGGCGAAGGGAAGGCGGUGGCAUUCACACGUGUUUAUCGGUUUUGAAUGGACAUACCGGGCCGGUUAAAUGUUUGGCUGUCCAAGAACGAAGUGAAGACGAUGAAAAUAACGAAAACAAUCAAGAAUGGGUUGUUUAUAGUGGUAGUUUGGAUAAUUCGGUUAAGCUUUGGCGUGUAUCGGAACAACCACAAAUAUGCAACUGUUAAAAGAUAUGUGAACAUAUAUGUACAUAUGACUACAAGGUGAGUGAUCACACGCGCUGCCGCAAUGGUGGCGGCCGGUGGAGAUGGUUGGGCACGUUGGUGUUUGCCAAGUUUCGAGUUUUGUUUGUUUAUUGGUAUGAUGAAGAUUUCAAAAGUUGACAUGGAAUAGAAGACUUAAUAAUUAAUUAGGAACAAGAAUAUGCAUGUUUUCCAUAAGAUGGUGAUGAAGAUCGAUCACCACUUUUCUUAGGGAAUGUUUUUUUGUUUUUUUAUUUGAUUAAAUGUACAUUAAAGUCUUGAUUUGCGAGGAUAAAAAAUGUGUAAUAUACAUGUAAAUUUUUAUCUAAACAUAUAUUGGAGUGCAUAUGUAUUAAUUUA
Erigeron canadensis is the source of this 1837-nucleotide messenger RNA. Its product is annotated as protein JINGUBANG-like. The coding region runs from base 95 to 1462 and encodes 455 amino acids. The record is from RefSeq and is a predicted model, not a curated record. Lineage: Eukaryota; Viridiplantae; Streptophyta; Magnoliopsida; Asterales; Asteraceae. Gene Ontology annotation, molecular function: protein binding. The transcript has a single exon.